Molecule: messenger RNA, 366 nt
Organism: Peronospora farinosa
Lineage: Eukaryota; Oomycota; Peronosporomycetes; Peronosporales; Peronosporaceae
Source: the annotation of a GenBank genome assembly
AUGACAUCGCCGCCAUCUCUCGUGCAGCCUCCACCUGCAAAGCUCAAGACACGCUCUGAUUUUUCUGUAACACUUGUAGUAGCACCAUCGAGUAUUUCUUCCUCUUGGUAUCGCUAUGAAUACAAAGAAGCAGGUUCGACAUGGGACAAGAACGCACAGCACGUGGACGCGAUGGAAGGGGCAUCGGAAGUGGUUUUAGAUGAUCUUAAUCCCACUAGCACGUAUGAAGUCCGCGUAUACGAAGUUGUCAAGGAUCCAGAUGGGAAAGAACAUGUGUCAGAGCCCAGUCAAGUUGCUGCUGUGGAUACUGAAGUACCAGGCUGUGGACCGGAUGGAAACUCGGGCUGUUUGUGCACAAUCCAGUGA